UCGAAAAGUAUGCUUGAUAUCUCAGUAGCGAGAUUAUCAUUUCUCAGUUUAAUUUCUCAAAGUUUCCAUCUCCUGAACGAUAAGCAAUCGAGCAGAUCCGCAGAAGAUUUAUUCAUUCAGAAAAUUACUGAGAUGAUUUCGUCUACCCUGACCCUAGCCACCUGCAAGUCAUGCAUGGCGCUUGUUGAUUGCUCUACAAGGACAGAAAGCUCAGCAACAUCGCCCAAUCAACACGUUGGACCAGAAGUCGAGGCUAGCGUACCAGAAUUGGAACCUGUAGAAGUGAAGGACUCUCUUUCGUAUCAGUACUCUACAAAACUAACUGCAAAAGCAAAAAGGAUUCAAUUCAAUUACACGGACCCUGAAAUACAACAAGAUCAACAACAAAAAGUUGAAGUGUUCUUCCCGCCACUAAGCACCCUUGGGACCAUGACUGUCAACUUUGAGCUCAAAUUGUUACCUAUGGAUCAAUGUAUGACACCAAUUCUGUAUAUAUCACCAGCAAAGCAUGUUCAGUUUUUGAGGAAAGUUAAAGUUACGUUGCCAUGGAGAAGUUUAAGCAAAACUCAGCUUUUGAAAGCGGGAAGUUUCGCAGUUGAGUGUAAAGAUUUCAGGAGAGACAUAUUUUCGAACGAGAAUGGCAUAAUUGUAUCCUCGUUUUCGUUCUCGCCAGUUGGUGUGAUUGCAGAAACAGAACAAGCUUCUCCUUCUACAAAAAACGACGAAAAUGCACGAAAAAAGGCGGUAAACCAUUUGCUCAGACUUGUGGAAGGUUAUGACGAAGAGCGUCUUUUCGAGCCAUCUAGAAAGUAUUUGUUGAUGAAACAAAAUACAAAACCUAACCCAGAUGGUAUAUACGAAUUCGUCCUUGACCUCAGAACUUUUAAAGGUUGGCAAGAACACGAUCAGUUUCGAUGUGCCGAGAACUGGGGCUUUGAACCUAUCAGCAGCAAGCUAAAGUAUGAUUCGACCCACCAAAAAAUAGCUGUGAGCCUCAAAGGCGUUUCCCCAUCGAACGCUCCCAUAGUUUUGGUCAACCCAGCUAAAUUGCCGGUAAAAUUCGAGUUCAAACAAAUAGAGGAGAUGUUAGAGAACAUUGAUUCCGGUAACCUCACAAAAAUUGCCUACCAGUUUAACGAAACCGGACACAAUUUAGCAGCUGACAAAAAACUGUAUCUCCAUUUUUCAGUUUUUGAGAACAGUUUUUACAUCGAAUUUCUCUCUAAGGAAAAGCUGAACAGCUUAUCAAACACAGCGGUGAAGUCGCCAGUUGUUGUACAGGAGUUUCUUCAGAAAUUGGGAGACUCGUGGGUUGAGUUCAUGCGUUUAGAGUUACGUGUUCAAAGAAAGUAUUUAAACGAGUUUUACUGUCUUGAUAUCCAAGAUGCGGUCGCCGAUUAUCUGCGCAAGAAGAGAUUGGACGAAGUUACAGCCCUCAAAAUAAAAAUACGCUCCAGCUAUCCAAAUUUGGCUCAAAAAUUCGAUGAAGUAGAAACUGGCGAUAUCCAACCGGAACGUAGCGUCCAGAUUCGUCAGAUUUUUUGCUUCUUAACACACGUUUUCAACUACGAAUUUGAAAACACUGAAAAACGUGAGAGUGAAUUUACUAAAAUAAAAGAAACAACUCUCACGAAAUUGGAAAUUCUGCCCAAACAUGAUGGUCUGGAACCAAAAAACGCAGAAGAGUUGGCUAAUCACAUGAUCAAUAUUGGUGAAGCAAUGUUGAAGACUCACAUGACAAAAGCAUAUUGGAACCCAGAUUUAGGCUUACAAGAAAAGUGGAUUUCGCUGUCUGUGGAUUUACGGGAUAUUCUGGACGUUGGUGGCGGUGAUGACUUGCACUAAAUCGAUCCGACCUGAAUUAUUUGGAAGGACUCUAUUUCAUCUCUUCAUCUAGUAGCGUAAAACUGUUAAACUUGAUGAUUGUCAAAAAAAUGCAAAAAAAUUGCACCUGCAAAAAAUAUGGCUUUCAUUCGUGUAUAUCCUAUGAAAAAUCCGUCUUAAAUUGGCAUCAAAUCAUUUUUGUAAAACUUGAUUUAAUUUUAGAUUGACGUAGAUAUUUCUGUAAAUAUUUUUAGCAAUCAAUAAUCCAAAGCUGUACAUAAUAUUUUGUUUGUAGAAACUUUAAUUUGAAUCAGCUGUAAGACUAUCAAAGUGAAC
This is a messenger RNA of Symsagittifera roscoffensis, 2160 nucleotides long. RefSeq lists its product as uncharacterized. The record is from RefSeq and is a predicted model, not a curated record. NCBI's taxonomy places the organism in Eukaryota, Metazoa, Xenacoelomorpha, Acoela, Convolutidae. The transcript is spliced from 6 exons. The coding region runs from base 10 to 1845 and encodes 611 amino acids.